Harmonia axyridis is the source of this 640-nucleotide messenger RNA. RefSeq lists its product as uncharacterized. NCBI's taxonomy places the organism in Eukaryota, Metazoa, Arthropoda, Insecta, Coleoptera, Coccinellidae. The transcript is spliced from 4 exons. The record is from RefSeq and is a predicted model, not a curated record. Bases 46 to 540 code for a protein of 164 amino acids.
ACAAUUAUUAUGAAAAUGUCAGUAUAAUAUUAAGAUUAUCUAAAAAUGAAUUGUUCCAUCUUGAGAAAUAGUGCAAUAUUUAUUUUAGCCCUUAUUUCAAAAGAAGUAUAUGGUUGUAUUUGUCCAACAUGUUAUCACGGUAUUUUAGACCUUUGUUGUAACAGAAAAGUGGAAAAUGACUUAAUAGAAAAAAAAGCAGAGCAGUCAUUCUUUCCAGCCUAUGUAGAUAUUCUUAAAUGUGUACUAUGUGUGACAGUUUCUUCCACCAAAUCUAUUUUCAAUAAUUUCGUAAAAAGGACAAAUCUUAUUUUCACGACUGGAAAGAUAUGCAAAUAUAAACCUCCUCCAUCAUUAUUCGAAACGUUGGCAAUAUGGACUGGAGCAUUGAAAGAAGACGGGAAUGAGGAUGAAAUCUGGGUUUCUCAGAAACUUUUUAUGCUGGCAUCUACUAUCAUUUUCUCAGUAAUCAAUGCUAUUUUUACACCACGGACAAAAUUGGGUUUCAAAAUUAGUGAAAAUUGUGGAAUUCGGAAAGUAUAGAAUUUGUGUCCAUCAUAAAGAGAUUAUGAUGGAUAGAGACUCUUCAUCACUAUCUCUGGCAUCUUGUAAAUCUCAAUUGGAUUAAAAUUUCCAAUUUAAA